Botrytis sinoallii is the source of this 192-nucleotide messenger RNA. RefSeq lists its product as uncharacterized. The coding region runs from base 1 to 192 and encodes 63 amino acids. NCBI's taxonomy places the organism in Eukaryota, Fungi, Ascomycota, Leotiomycetes, Helotiales, Sclerotiniaceae. The transcript has 2 exons. The record is from RefSeq and is a predicted model, not a curated record.
AUGGCGAAUGUAAAGUCGAAUACAAUUGUUGAUUCUAUGAAAAAGAUAAGAUAUUUAGCUGUUGCACAACAUAAAAUUGGACAUUCGAUUUUGGAGGAUUCACCAACUAUGAUGGGAAGACCUUUUGGAAAGAUGUAUGAGGCUAUGGCAGCAAGGUUAAGAGGCGAGGAUGUCGACCUAAACUGGGACUAA